AUGUUCUCAUUCCUCGUCUCGCGAUACAAGGACUACAUGCCCCUCUGGUCAGACUCGCCCGGCCAUCCACGCAGGAACUUGAACAAGCGGCCGUGCACGCCCACGACCGCCUUUGUGAUACUCUCGGUGCUCUUCAACCUCUUUUUUGCCUGGCAGUUCUUCUGGCCGUGGCCGAGUGCUCUGGAUAAUUAUCAGCCUCUAAAUCAACACCCCAUAGUGGAUGAAAAAGUUGUUGAGCCCCUCACGUUUGAGAACUCCAACGAAUAUGCAGUUGUGACGGGUCUCUACACUGAUGCGUUUGCGACCGCAGUCGCGACACUCGGGCACACGCUAAAUGCUGCGAACAGCACGGCCGCGCGCAUCCUGCUCUACCUGCCGGAGCGCGUCUCACCGCGAGCUCUCUGCGUAGCGACCGCCAGCGGCUUCCGCCCGCAUGCCGUUGCGCGCAUCCCACCGCCGCACGCAGGCGUGCACCGGCACUUCCUCGACCAGUACUCGAAGCUGCGGCUCUGGACUCUCGACACGAUCGGCGUGCGCGCUCUCGUAUACCUCGAUGCGGACACGCUCGUGCGCCGCAACUUUGACGAGCUCUUCUCCCUCCCGUACGCGUUCGCCGCGGUGCCCGACGUGUUCCUCGACUCCCGCGCGUUCGCGAGCUCCUUCAACGCGGGCGUGCUCUUCCUCCGCCCGGACUCGGCCGUAUUCGAGGACAUGCUCCCCAAGAUCGCGACCGCGGCGUACCCCGCCGAGGACGCGGAGCAGUCGUUCCUGAACCAUUAUUUCGGCAUGCAGGCGCUGCGCCUCCCAUACGCGUACAAUGCGAACCUCGCGAUCAAGAAGCGACAGCCGGAGAUGUGGCGGGACCUCAUGGCGGCGGAGGUGCGCAUCGUGCACUACACGCUCGUCAAGCCAUUCCUCACGGGCGACUACGCGGAGGUCGAGUUGGAAAAGCUCGACAAGAACGUGGAGUCGAAGAAGCGAGCGCGCGGCGGGGCGUUCGUGGAAGAGGUCGAGGAGUGGGGGCGGGCGUGGCGUCAGACACGACGGUUGUAUGGCGAUGUCUUCGACCAAUGCAGAAGCGCGACGUGA
Sparassis crispa is the source of this 1089-nucleotide messenger RNA. Its product is annotated as glycosyltransferase family 8 protein. The transcript is spliced from 2 exons. Bases 1 to 1089 code for a protein of 362 amino acids. The record is from RefSeq and is a predicted model, not a curated record. Gene Ontology annotation, molecular function: glycosyltransferase activity. Lineage: Eukaryota; Fungi; Basidiomycota; Agaricomycetes; Polyporales; Sparassidaceae.